AUGACCGCGGCGACGAGUGCACAUCUGGACGGAGAUAAAUUCGUGAUGCAGGUGUACAAGGCACACGUCACGAAGAUGAGGGAGAAUCUGGCGCACGAGGCCGAGUCCAAGGAGAAUUUUGAGGAGGGCGAGACUGCUGAGCAGUAUAUGGAGCGGCAAGAGCAAGAGAUCGGCGAGGCUGAGGAGAUGAUCGAAGGCUGUAUUCAACUAGAAGCCUCGAUCCGCGACAAAAUGGCCGAAUGCAUGGAGGACGCGAAGCGCAUCCGGGGUAUGCAGCGCGAGUACGAGACGCUACUUCGGUUUGUCGACCGAAUGUGGGACAUGCCCCCAGAGUUCUUCGACAACUUCCCCACUGACGACGAGGACAGCGACGGCGAAGAUGUGAUGGAUUUCAUGAAUGCGACAAUCGGGGAUCUUGAUGAUACCACAUUAAUGGGUGAUGAUGAGAAGGUUGUCUACGUCCCGGCGCCCCAGGUCUACACCGAUCCGGUGCCGCCAAAGCCAGUGAAAACGGUGAAGCCAGCUGACAACAACGAUACAGUGGUGUACCAGCCGGCACCCCAGGUCUACACCGAUCCCGAAGCGAAUACAAACUACUCAUUCGUCAAGCCGGACGGUACGGUCGAAGAGUCACGACCACGUCGAGAUUUUGUCGACAACGAAACUGUGGUGUAUCAACCGGCGCCUCAGGUCUACCCGGAUGUGCCCGCACACGAGUACGGCUACGUACCGGCCAACCGUACCGAGAGGGCUGCUGAACUAGAGCGGAUUGUGGAAGUCUACCCGGAAAGCAGGACUGAAAAUGACCCCGAUGAGCACAAAUACGAUGCCUGGAUCCGUGCCAAAAUCCCAGAAGCUGGUGAUAAGAAGCUUGUGCUCAAGCGGGAUGCGAAGCUUUUGGAGCAGAAGAACGGGACGGUCGUUUACGAGGUUUUGGGAAAUUCUUUGGAUUCGGCAAACUGGAUACACUACGGUAUUCACGUCACCCUUGACAUCCCGUCGAUGGAAGAGGGCAAGCUGUACGAUUGCUUCAACUUUGAGCUCCCGCUGCAGCGAACUGACCAAGGAUUUUUCGAGGUUAUUGGCGUCCAGGAAAAGAAGCUGGAAUUCAUGAUGCCCGACGGUGCCGUUGGAUUUAAGUAUACCACAGACGCUCCAGAAUUCACCGCCACCUUCACCAGCCCACCUAUGCAAAAAUUCAACGAUAAUGGGCGAGCGCUGGCUUCCCCGGACUUUGGCGCGUUAUACAGCACCCCGAAAGAGGAGGGCGGGAGAAGCGAACAGAAUGGCGUCAUCUUCAAGAAGGACUACCCGGCGAACACCGACGGCCUCCGCUACGUGUUCAGUCUCCCAUUAUUCGGUGGGCAGGCUCCGAAAAACUUCUGGGCCAACGGUAUCCUGGCUGAUGGUGAACAGUUCUACUUGAGGAACCAAAAGACGAAGGAACGAAUUGAUCUAAAAUUGACCCCGGAGAAGAACAUCACCCUGGAGCUUCCCGCGAACACCGACUUCUACGCGUACUUUGUCGGCUCGGCCAUGCCAAAUCGGGACCGCAAGUAUACCGACAAGGCUCCCGAAUUCAAGGCGACCUUCAACGCACCCAGGAUGCCGAAACAAAAACAGGGUGACGCCUGGUUCAUCCCCGGUCCCGGCGUCGCUCUCGGCAAGGACGGCACGACGCCCAUCGGUGAUCAGUACGAAAAGGUCUACCCGCAGAACCUCGACGGCUUCCGGUACGUGUUCAGCUUCGGGUUGGACGGGUACAAGGAGGGUAGCAAGUUCACUGCCAAGGGAGUGCUGGCUGAUGGUGAUCAGCUGUAUUUGAGGAAUCUGAAGACAAACGAACGCAUCGAUGUGAAGCUCGACUCCGACUUCGACUACACCCUGGAAGCGCCCCCGAACACGAACUUCGUGCUCUACUUCAUCGGAGCCCCAAAGCCCAACCGCUCGCGCACCUUCAACCUCUCCUUCACGGCCAAGCAA
Molecule: messenger RNA, 1983 nt
Organism: Mesorhabditis spiculigera
Lineage: Eukaryota; Metazoa; Nematoda; Chromadorea; Rhabditida; Rhabditidae
Source: the annotation of a GenBank genome assembly